AUGAUACAGGCGCCGCAGCAAGAAGUUCGUGUAGGCGUCGCAUGUUUUGUGGUUCAUAGACCAUCUGAUGGUAUACUACGCAUAUUAACUAGUCAGCGCAAAGGAUCGCAUGGCGAUGGUACCUGGCAACUUCCUGGUGGACACAUGGAGAUGUUUGAAUCGUUUGAAGGCUGUGCUCGACGAGAAGUACUCGAAGAAACCAAUCUUGAGAUCAAUUCAAUUCGAUACGUGACAGCCACGAAUAAUAUCAUGGGCGACAAGCAUUACGUGACCAUCUUUAUGUACUCUGAGGUAUCAUCAGAAGAAAUUAAGAAUCUACGUGUGAUGGAGCCUGAGAAGCUACAAGGCGAGUGGAAGUGGGUCACAUUAGAUGAACUUGUAACAUACAAACCAUUGUUCUCUCCGCUUCAGUCAUUCAUAGAUCAACAAGAUGUAAGCUUUUUGAAAUAA
Molecule: messenger RNA, 450 nt
Organism: Rhizopus microsporus ATCC 52813
Lineage: Eukaryota; Fungi; Mucoromycota; Mucoromycetes; Mucorales; Rhizopodaceae
Product: putative 7,8-dihydro-8-oxoguanine triphosphatase NUDT15-like protein
Exons: 1
Coding region: 1-450 (149 amino acids)
Biological process (GO): dGTP catabolic process
Cellular component (GO): cytosol
Molecular function (GO): 8-oxo-7,8-dihydrodeoxyguanosine triphosphate pyrophosphatase activity
Source: RefSeq, a predicted model, not a curated record